UCUCCGUCACGAUGUCCCGCACCCUCUGCCUGAGCGCACUCCUCCUCCUGCUGCUGCUGCAGUCCCUGUCUUGUCCUGCUCUUGGUGAACCUCGGCGGACCACGUCCUCUCAGCGCAGGUCGGCUCGCGCACCGGCCGCCAAAGUGCGCUUGGCGGGCAAUUUUGCGCGAGAGCCGCACGAAGGGCGCGUGGAGGUGCUGCACGACAACAAGUGGGGGACCGUCUGCGAUGAUGAAGUGAACCUCAAGCUCGUCAACGUGGUGUGUCGAGAGCUGGGUUUCCAAGGUGGCAUAACGUGGGCACACAGUGCAAAGUAUGGCGAAGGAGAGGGCCCAAUAUGGCUGGAUAAUGUACACUGUGAUGGCUCAGAGAAGUCCUUGAAGGACUGCAAACACAAUGGUUGGGGGGUGAAUGACUGUAAACACUCUGAAGACUUGGGGGUGGUGUGCACUUCUGAGCGCAGACUCGAUGAGACAGCCGGUAGAGGCCACACCACAGCUGUCAGGCCCAACGGGAGCCCUGCACCACAGUGGCAGGGCCUCAUAGCCUCCCACAUGCAUCCAGGAUACAGCUAUAAUGGAAAUGGACAUUCAUAUGAGAUUGCCAGAUUCCACAGACACCACCACUACCAGGGUUACAGUAGGGUGCGAAUUGAGGAAGUUCGCCUUCGUCCUAUCAUUAUGGCUACCAAGAAGAAAAGCCUAAUAACAGAGGGCGUAGUGGAAGUGAAGCAUGCUGGGAGAUGGAGGCAAGUUUGUGACCUGGGUUGGAGUCUCAACAGCAGCCGGGUUGUGUGCGGGAUGCUCGGGUUUCCAGAAGCUACUCAGCACAAUGUCAAAACAUACAAGAAAAUAUGGGAUACCAAAGUUGCAGAUCCUUCAACAAGACUGAGUAUCAUGGCAAAGAAGAAGGGAUUCUGGGUAGAAAAGGUUCACUGUCUUGGCACUGAGAACACCUUGUCAGAGUGCCAUGCUCAGCUAUCAAUCCCCCGUAGUCCCGCCCCUUGUAAGAAUGGGAGACAUGCAGUGGUGAAAUGUGUCCCAGGACCACAGUUUUCUCGCAUCUCCUCAGGAAGACCCCAGGCACCUCAUCCAGCUGUGCCUGUGCGUCUGAAGGCAGGCCCAAGGCUGGGUGAGGGUCGCGUGGAGGUGCUUCGAGAGGGCAAAUGGGGGACCAUUGUGGACCACAUGUGGGAACGAGCGGCAGCCAGUGUGGUGUGCAGAGAACUGGGCUUUGGCACUGCCAAGGAUGCCCUGCAUGGAGCCUUUAUGGGCCAAGGUACUGGACCUAUCCAUAUGAACAGUGUCCAGUGUAUCGGGUCAGAGCGCUCCAUCCUAGACUGCUACUUCCAGGAGGUCCAACCAUGGACAUUCAAACACAGCCAGGAUGCCUCAGUGCGCUGUAAUGUCCCCAAGACUGGAACAGAGAACACAGUGCGGCUUGCUGGUGGUAGAGUCCCAUCAGAAGGACGUGUAGAGGUGCUGAUGGAGGCUGGGGGUCGUAAGCGCUGGGGCUCUGUCUGUAGUGAGAACUGGGGCAUCAACGAGGCCAUGGUGGUAUGCAGACAGCUUGGCCUGGGUUUUGCUGCCAAUGCUCAUCAGGAGACCUGGUACUGGCGUGGCGACCCAAAUACAGCUGAUAUAAUUCUGAGUGGAACCCACUGUAUGGGCACUGAGCUUUCAAUUCAACAGUGUCGUCGUAACAACCAUAUCCACUGUCCUCGCGGAGGUGGAACUAAGGCCGCUGGGGUCACCUGUUCAGACACGGCACCUGACCUCGUCCUGGAUGCCCAGCUGGUCCAGGAGACAGCCUACCUGGAAGACCGACCCCUCCACCUGUUGACAUGUGCCAAUGAAGAGAAUUGUCUGUCCUCAUCUGCUGCCAGGAUGAACUGGCCCUAUGGUCACCGACGCCUGCUGCGCUUCUCCUCCCGCAUCAUGAACCUGGGUCGAUCUGAUUUCAGACCCAAAGCUACAAAAGACAGCUGGACAUGGCACCAGUGUCACAGGCAUUACCACAGCAUCGAGGUGUUCACACAUUAUGACCUGCUGACUCUGAAUGGAACGAAGGUUGCAGAGGGACACAAGGCCAGUUUCUGCCUGGAGGACACGUACUGCCCCGAUGGUCUUCAGAAGCGGUUCUCUUGCUAUAACAUGGGUGACCAGGGCAUUUCUGUGGGCUGCUGGGACACCUACCGCCACGAUAUCGAUUGUCAGUGGGUCGAUAUGACAGACGUACGGCCAGGAGAUUACAUCUUCCAGGUGGAAGUCAACCCCACAAUGGACAUGGCUGAGUCUGACUUUAUGAACAAUGUCAUGAGAUGUCGGUGCAAAUACGAUGGCCAGAGAGUUUACAUGUAUAGCUGUCAUGCGGGUGAUGCAUACAGUGCAGAGACUGAAGACCUGUUUGAGCACCAGAGGCAAAUCACUAACAACUUUGUGUAGCCCAUCUCACAGUCCAGUGCGAAGGCCUUCCAGUAGGGCCCAGAGACUACUCAGGGCGGGCUGAGGUCAAUGAACCUUAGGACCAACACAGUAAUAGAACAAGCAAAAUGGCGCCUGUUAAUCUUGUCAGAUGUGGCUAAAAUAUCCAUAAGAGCAUUAUACAGUAUGACAGCAGUGACUAUUGCAGACUCUGUUCUCAACUCAAACAGCCGUUUGACAACAAGUGGAACAUUUUUACUCUAGUUAUGUAAGAAGAUAUUGAAUAUUGAUUCACAGCAUAUUGAUUUUUGUGAAUGUGGACUACUAGUAACUUAAGUUAGUUAUUCAAAACAUAUAUACGUGUAUGUGAAAGAUUUAUCACCAUUACUAAUCUGUCACAGAUACAACAGGGAGGUUGGCUCUGUCGGAAACUUUUAAUCCCUAGCAAGAAGAUACGAAAAUUUCUUUUGCAAAAAUCUGAUUUACUGCACAAGCAAACGAUACUAAAUUAGCAUCAUUUUCCCAAAUUCUUCACCUGGAUCAUUUGUAAGUAUGUAGUGCAUUUACAUUACUUCAGUACUGGUGCUCUUUAACAAUACUGUAUGCCAUGAUAUUAACCUCAAUAUGUUUCACAUGGACAGUGUUGGAUAGUGCAUUUGGGUAGUUUUCUUUUAGAGUUAAUAAGGUAUUUUAUUAUUACUUUGGUUUUAACAGAUUCAUUGUUUUACAAAAGGUCAGUCAUGCUACAGAGUUUUGCUUCUCAUCUUGAAUAGGUAAGAAGAGGUCAAAUGAUUUUUAUGGAACAAAGCACUUUAUCUUUUAAACAUCAGUAUUUUACUUUUGGCCCCACUUUUUUAAUUAACGACAAAGCUGGCAUUUUAAGGUGUUUAUGAAAUAUAAGGUUUGUGUUUAGUUUUCAUAUUCAGUGUACUAUUUAUGCUGUAUGAUUAUUUAUUCAUGGAAUUCACACUUACAAAGCAUGCUCAGAUUUUGUAAGCUAGCCUCUAACAGUACUGACUUUUUUGGUUUUUCAGACAUAACGAACCAGGGAGUUAUAUUAGAAUGU
This is a messenger RNA of Monopterus albus (swamp eel), 3489 nucleotides long. It is a transcript of the gene loxl4, whose product is annotated as lysyl oxidase-like 4. The record is from RefSeq and is a predicted model, not a curated record. Gene Ontology annotation, biological process: collagen fibril organization; peptidyl-lysine oxidation. NCBI's taxonomy places the organism in Eukaryota, Metazoa, Chordata, Actinopteri, Synbranchiformes, Synbranchidae. Gene Ontology annotation, molecular function: copper ion binding; protein-lysine 6-oxidase activity. The transcript has 14 exons. Bases 12 to 2444 code for a protein of 810 amino acids. Gene Ontology annotation, cellular component: membrane.